AUAUGUAGGGGAAGCUGCUGUAUGCUGAAUAUGGUAGCUUGUAGUUAUUUUGUCAGUUUGUGGUAGUCUUUGUAGCACUUGUGUAGUAUUGUAUCGCUUAUAUAGAACUAAACAGCAGUGUUACUCGUGCUGAGUGAAUAGUUAUGAUAAUCGUCGUCAGUGGUGUAAGAUAGUUUUGUUACAUUCACCGUUGUAUUUUGAAUUACCUCUUUAACCUUACUUUUGCGCGUAAUAACAAUCAAAACAUAUAUUUAAUUUAACUUUAUUUCAGCUGUCUUCACUCUUACAUCCUUAGGAGUCGCCGGUUUAGUCACCAUAUUGUUGUGCAGAUUUUCUUGGACACUUCUUUUUUGGAACCUACCAAACCCUUUUGAAACAUGUGGAAGAGAUACAUAAGCACCUUAAUUUUAAAUCAACUUUUGUGAUCGUUGAGGAUAAAAUGCAAAUCAACCCUAGGUCUGCAAUAGUUAUUUAGAAAUUUAUGUAUAGAUUGAAAUAUCGGAGAUUUUUCUUCGACAUUUAACUAGUAUAUAUGCAGUAGUCCAGCUAAAUCCGAUUUGGAUAUCACGUUUCUAUUUCGGCUGCUUAGAAAAUCAAGCAAGACCUUUUUGAUAUCUCUUUUUUUUUGGGGGGGGGGUGAAAUACAAAGUGACAUCAUUCUAGCUCAUAGAAUCCAUUAAGGCAGUGUGGAAUUUGGCCGCUUUCCUUCAUUAAAAAAUUUCUGUCUUUGGCAACUAUCAAACCGCAUAAUUAUCGCUGAUCUUUGCCAUUAGGUCAUUUCCAGAGAUGUAAUAUCACUAUCAGGAAAUACUGUGAAGUGGCUUCUAAUUUUGUGGAAGUAUCAUCAUGUCGUCUUUAACUACGAAUGUUGGAUGUUGCAGCGACUCCGGCUGGUUGUCGUCUUUUUUUAAACAGUGCGACACUCCGGAAUGUUGCAGUGGAUGUUGCUCAGCGCUACGUCCUCGCUACAAACGUCUGGUGGAUAGCAUCUUUCCAACAAAUCCUCAAGAUGGCCUGGUACGUAACAACAUGGAAAAACUCACUUUUUAUUCCCUUUCAUCUCCUGAGAAGCUUGAUAGAAUUGGAGAGUACCUUGCUCAAAGAGUGGCCAGAGAUAUUACAAGGCACAGAAAUGGAAAUGUUAUCAUUGCCAUGGAAGCUAUGGAUCAGCUCCUUGUUGCCUGUCAUGCUCAGAGCCUCAACUUAUUUGUGGAGAGUUUUCUCAAGAUGGUACACAGGCUAUUGGAAUGUCAUGAACCAGACAUGCAGCUUCUUGCUACAUCAUCUUUUGUAAAGUUUGCAAAUAUAGAGGAGGAUACACCAUCAUAUCAUCGACGCUAUGACUUCUUUGUGUCUAAGUUCUCAUCUCUUUGUCACAACAACCACAAUGAUCCAGACAUCAGAAAUAGUGAACUUUUCAUCCUGAAGGACUGGUUACGUUUUGCUGGACUUAAGGGAUUAAAGGGUGUUGUUAGAAAAACUGUUAAUGAUGACCUUCAGGUCAACAUCUGGGAUGAAAUCCACAUGGAAAAGAUAAUUCCUUCUCUGUUAUUUAACAUGCAAGAAAAUCAUCAAUCUAGUGAGACCCCAGAUUCUCCCCAGGAGGAGACAACUCCAUGGACAUUGGCUGAGAACUGUCUACGUGAACUGAUGGGUCGAGUUACUUUUGGUCAUAUCCGAUCUGUGAUACGCCCGGUUCUUAAACAUCUGGAUAAUCAUGAGCUGUGGGUUAAAUCAGGUGCAAGCCAUGUGUUUAAAGUCAUCAUGUAUUCUAUUCAGGUGAGUUUUAAAGUAUUGUCCCCCCCAAAAAAAAACCCGGAGGAAAUCACCUUUCAGGAGAAAGGAGCAACCAAAAACUCAUCUUUCACCAAGGAAAGUAAAUAUCCAAAUUAAUUUAACUUUGAUAGUUGAAUGAUAUUACAUGUGACUUUAUCUUUUAC
Limulus polyphemus (Atlantic horseshoe crab) is the source of this 1940-nucleotide messenger RNA. RefSeq names its product protein EFR3 homolog B-like. The record is from RefSeq and is a predicted model, not a curated record. The coding region runs from base 847 to 1893 and encodes 348 amino acids. The transcript is spliced from 10 exons. Lineage: Eukaryota; Metazoa; Arthropoda; Merostomata; Xiphosura; Limulidae. Gene Ontology annotation, cellular component: plasma membrane. Gene Ontology annotation, biological process: protein localization to plasma membrane.